AUGCUUUUCUUCAAAUUACUGUCCUCUAUGUUUCUAGCUAGUCUGACCGCAUCCACACCUUUUAAUCCUGUUUCGUCUCUGCACAAGCGGUGCACAAAUAGCGCUGAUGAUCGCUCAUGCUGGGGAGAUUAUGAUAUCUCGACUAAUUACUACGACGAAAGCCCAGAUACAGGCGUCGUCCGCGAGUAUUGGUGGGAAAUCGUAAACACCACCGCAGCACCGGAUGGCAUUGAACGCAUUAUCCUGUCAGUGAAUGGCUCCGUGCCUGGUCCAACCAUCAUUGCAGACUGGGGUGAUACAGUUGUGGUACAUGUUACCAACAAGCUAGAGAACAAUGGCACGGGUAUCCAUUUUCAUGGUAUCCGUCAAAACUAUACCAAUCAAAACGACGGCGUACCCAGCAUAACUCAAUGCCCUAUAGCCCCCGGCGAGUCCUACACAUAUACCUGGAAAGCUACACAGUAUGGUUCCUCAUGGUAUCAUUCACACUACUAUGUGCAAGCAUGGGACGGGGUAGCUGGCGGUAUUCUGAUCAAUGGCCCAGCCACAGGUGACUUCGACGAGGACCUGGGCGUGCUCUUCCUCAGUGACUGGAUGCACGAGACUGCCGACCAAGAAGUCAUUUCCGCUGAGCUCAACGGUCCCCCCACCCUCAAUGGUGGUCUUAUCAAUGGCACUAACCAGUACAACGACACAACCACGGGCACUGUUACUGGAUCUCGUUUUGAGACGACAUUUGUUGCUGACACCCGAUACCGCAUCCGUCUUGUAAGUGGAGCGGCCGACUCUCACUUCAGAUUCAGUAUCGACAACCAUACACUCGAGGUCAUUUCUGCCGAUUUCGUACCCAUUGUGCCUUAUGCAACGGAGUACGUGGACAUCAGUAUGGGCCAGCGAUACGAUGUUAUUGUUACAGCCAACGCUACAACCGACAACUACUGGAUGCGAGCCACCAUAGUGCAGGCCUGUAGCGAGAACGAUAGCCCAGACAACGUUCUAGGAAUUGUUCGAUAUGAUAGUACAUCGACCGUCGACCCUACGUCUACAGCAUGGUCAGGUGCCCUAGCUGCGGAUGCCACUUGCGCAGAUGAGGACAUGUCCAACCUAGUGCCGUACGUGGCCCUUGACGCGGCGGAGGAUCCCACGAACACGACCGACUUUACUGUGGCUCUCUACCAGUCAGGUGGCAUUGGCCUCUGGGAUAUGGGCGCUACAUCCUUUGUCAAUCAGUGGGACUACCCUUCGCUUAUGCAAAUCGACCAGGGAAACAAUACAUGGGGUACAUCGCAGAACGUCUAUGCAUACCCGGAAGCCAACGAGUGGGCGUAUAUGGUAAUUCAGACCAGCAACCAACAGCCACAUCCCAUGCACAUGCAUGGUCAUGACUUCUUUGUCUUGGGUCAGGGCGAUGGUACUUUUGACGCAACAACAGCUGACCUGUCAUACACUAACCCGCCGCGGCGCGACGUCGUUAUGCUCCCUGCUGAUGGUUAUGUUGUUAUUGCAUUCUACACUGACAAUCCAGGUGUGUGGCUGAUGCAUUGCCACAUUGCCUGGCACACGACCGAAGGUUUGGCAAUUCAAAUUCUGGAACGCGGGUCUGAGAUAUCAGCUCUUCUCGAUUCCUCCACGUUAAACUCAACGUGUACUUCAUGGGAUAGUUAUGCGUCAGAUGAUGAUAUGGAGCAGACUGACUCGGGUAUUUGA
This is a messenger RNA of Talaromyces amestolkiae, 1707 nucleotides long. RefSeq lists its product as uncharacterized. The record is from RefSeq and is a predicted model, not a curated record. The transcript has 3 exons. Lineage: Eukaryota; Fungi; Ascomycota; Eurotiomycetes; Eurotiales; Trichocomaceae. The coding region runs from base 1 to 1707 and encodes 568 amino acids. Gene Ontology annotation, molecular function: oxidoreductase activity; copper ion binding.